AUGGAGGCUGAUUGGGAUGAGCUGUCGCGCAUCCCGGUGCCGCCGCCCACCGCGCACGGUUUGCCUACGAAUGCGACAGCGAUGGCAUUUGAUGAUGUUAUGGAACUAUUAUGGACUGGCAAUGAAUAUGGCCGCGUUACUUCUUUUUACGGCCCCGAACUUCAGCGAUAUACCUCCGUGCGAGCCCAUCCUGUUUCGGAAGGCAUGGUACGGCAGAUUAUUUUCCACGAUCGUGGCGUGAUAUCGUUGUCUUCCAAGAGCGUACAUAUGAUUACUCGGCGGGGGUUGACGCAGUGGCAUAUAUCGAAUGAGGAGAUGAUAGAUCUUCGUUGUAUGAGUUUUACGGCACAGACGAAUCGGAUUGUUGUUGCGGGAUGCCAGCGCGUGAUGUUUAAAAUCGAUAUUGACAAGGGGACGAUCGUUGACAAAUUGCCCACUGAGCAUAACUACACACUUAUGAAGAAGAGCAGGUAUCUAUGUGCAGCUACCGACUCGGGCUCUGUCAAUGCGCUCAGCCUUCAGGACUUCAGUGUGGUUAAAUCAUGGAAAGCGCAUGGCACUGCGGUCAAUGAUAUGGAUGCCAGAAACGAUUUGCUGGUUACCUGUGGCUUUUCACUGCGGCAAAUGGGCUCCCCGAUUGUUGAUCCCCUGGCCAAUGUUUAUGAUCUGAAGACAUUAACGCUUUUGCCUCCGAUCCCAUUCCACGCAGGAGCAGCAUAUGUACGAAUGCACCCGAAAUUACAUACGACGAGUUUUAUAGCUUCGCAGACUGGUCAACUUCAGGUGGUUGAUCUUAUGAAUCCGAAUUCUGUCAAUUUACGGCAAGCCAAUGUCACUUUGAUGCUUGGUCUUGAGCUUUCUCCUUCGGGGGAGGCAUUGGCUAUCAAUGAUGCAGAAUGCUCUAUUCAUCUUUGGGGCUCGCCAACAAAGAUCCAUUUUAAUGAGAUGAGCAAGGAAACGGAAUUCGCAGAUGUGCCCGCACGCUCACCACCCAUCGACUGGUCACCUGAGACCCCACUUAACAUGAUUGGCAUGCCUUAUUAUCAUGAUCGGCUUUUUUCCGCAUGGCCUAGCCAUCUUUUAUUCGAGGUUGGGAGCCCCCCUGCACAACUUGACCAGUCAUUACUUCCUUAUCUGCGUCCGGCAGAGUUGGGUCACCAUGCUCCUAAUCCACGAAAAACCCGGCGAAACCAGGUAGAGAAUACACGUGCACUGUCCUCUGCAGAACCAGCUCUCCUUGCGCCUAAGUUUCUCAGUGAGAAAGCUCGGGACCAGGGCAAAUCACAGUCUGAGAGUGCGGUCACAGAUGCCGCCGAGGCACUGGCCGGGGCCAAGAUCAAUGGCGAAAGUGACGAUGAUCCCCUUCUUAAGUACAGCAAUGUCGAAAUCAAAUACAGCCGUUUCGGUGUCGAUGAUUUUGACUUUCGAUUUUAUAACAAGACUAGAUUCUCUGGUCUCGAAACACACAUCUCAAAUUCCUUCACCAACUCUCUCCUACAGCUGUUCAAAUUCAUCCCACUUUUUAGAAACCUUGCGCUCCAGCACGCAGCUGGUUCUUGCAUCUUCGAGCAUUGCUUGCUGUGCGAACUAGGAUAUCUGUUCGAUAUGCUGGAGAAAGCAAACGGUCAGAACUGCCAAGCCACUAAUCUGUUGAAAACAUUCAGCAGCUUCCGAGAGGCAUCAAACCUCGGAUUGUUGGAAGAAAAUCUGACAAACAAAUCUCUGUCCACGGCUAUUCAAGCGGUAAAUCGUUUCUUCUUAACACAGGUAGCACAUGAUUUUCGUAUGAUCCAACCCAGUUCUGAAGAAUUGGAUCAGCGUCUGGCGACAAUUGCAUCCGAAUCAAUUCGAUGCAUGUUCUGUCAAAAUGAGACUGUUCGCCCAGGCAACUCGCUUGCAAAUGAGUUGCUGUAUCCAAAUAUGGAUAUGAAACAUGCUCGACGCAACCCUGCUUUCCGAUUCUCAAAUAUUCUGCGUGCAAGCAUUGAGCGCGAGACACAGAAUCGUGGAUGGUGCAACUACUGUCGGCGUUAUCAGCAAGUCAUGAUUCGCAAGACUAUCCACCGCAUGCCUCUUGUGUUGGUUCUCAAUGCGGCCGUCUCGACAAAUCCGAUCUGUCGCCGUUUAUGGGCUCUCCCUGGAUGGCUGCCUGACACAGUCGGAGUCAUUGUUGACAACGGCCAGGUAAUGUGCUUUGAGGGGGACGACCUUCGUUUACAAAUGCGGAAUAAUACGCCCGGAUUGAUGGUUUAUGAUCUUGUGGGGCUUGUUUCAGAAAUCGACAUUGCUGAGCACCAAAAGCCGCACUUGGUAUCCUUUGUGAACGUUUCCAUUUCGGAGCGAGACUCACAGGAGCAAAGCAAAUGGCAUCUAUUUAAUGACUUCUUAGUCACCGAAGUAGAUCGUGAUGAAGCAUUGCGUUUUACACAGAGUUGGAAGCAACCUUGUGUGCUAGCGUUCCAGGUACGGGAUGUCCGCCAUACUGUUGAUGAUUCAUGGAAGAAGAACCUGGAUACGACUUUGCUUUUCCGUGAAUGGUCUCUGAAUGGCGGUCAUCAGGUUGACUCCUGCGAGGCUCUCAUUGACAACGAAGAGAAGCCACAGGUCGGAACUCCGGUGGCACUUGAUACCGAGUUUGUUGAUCUCGAAAAGGCUGAGAUUGAUGUUAAAGCCGACGGAUCGCAAGAGAUCGUCCGACCCAACAAGAGUGGCCUUGCUCGAGUCUCUGUAUUGCGUGCCGCUGGUAUUAAAGAAGGUGUGCCCUUCAUCGACGACUAUAUUACAAUCCGCGAACCGAUCGUCGACUACGUCACGCAGUACUCAGGUAUCAAGCCUGGUGACUUGGAUCCACGAACCAGUGAACACAAUCUAGUGCCUCUCAAGGCCGCUUACAAGAAGUUAUGGCUACUUCUAAACCUUGGAUGUAUCUUCGUUGGCCACGGCCUGGCGUCCGAUUUUCGCAAAAUCAAUAUACAAGUACCCAAGUCGCAAACAGUUGACACACAAUACCUCUUCUUCCACCCAGGUAAGAACCGUCGCCUCAGUCUUCGUUAUCUCGCCUGGGCCGUGUUCAAGGAAUACAUCCAAGAAGAACCGAACCCAGAUACCGUGCAGGGCCAUGACUCUAUUGAAGAUGCGCGCAUGGCCAUGCGUCUUUGGAAGAAGUUCCAAGAAUACGAAGAUGCAGGCGUCGCCAACCAAAUGCUGGAAGAAAUCUUCCGCGAAGGUUCUAAACACGGCUUUCGCCCUCCUCCGAAGAAUGGUGGACCAGCACCUGUUCUCUCCCGCCCCGGCACCGCUGUUACCAUGCAGAACAGCGGCCGUAAUACCCCUUCUACCCCCGACGUCAGUGCGGCAGUUCUAGCUGUUGCCCCGACUUCUUCGACUAGCACUGCUGCAGUUAGUGCGGCGCCCACUAGUGCUCCUACCACACCGCGCCAGGCUUUCCGGCGAUCGAUUGCUCUCACCCCAAGCAAUGGCAGUUUCACUGGACCCGGUGCUGGAGAUUUCUUUGGUGGCAGCCCCUUACGAUAG
Penicillium angulare is the source of this 3534-nucleotide messenger RNA. RefSeq names its product poly(A)-specific ribonuclease (gene pan2n2). The transcript is spliced from 3 exons. The record is from RefSeq and is a predicted model, not a curated record. Gene Ontology annotation, biological process: nuclear-transcribed mRNA poly(A) tail shortening; mRNA processing. NCBI's taxonomy places the organism in Eukaryota, Fungi, Ascomycota, Eurotiomycetes, Eurotiales, Aspergillaceae. Gene Ontology annotation, cellular component: PAN complex; P-body. Bases 1 to 3534 code for a protein of 1177 amino acids. Gene Ontology annotation, molecular function: nucleic acid binding; protein binding; poly(A)-specific ribonuclease activity.